AUAAUGUCACCCUGCAGAUUGAUGGUGUGCUCUAUCUGCGGGUUAUGGACCCCUACAAGGCCAGCUAUGGGGUGGAAGAUCCUGAGUAUGCAGUGACCCAGCUGGCCCAGACCACCAUGAGAUCUGAACUUGGCAAACUCUCCCUCGACAGAGUCUUCCGGGAGCGGGAGUCCCUCAAUGCCAACAUUGUGGAUGCCAUCAACCAGGCUUCAGACUGCUGGGGCAUCCGGUGCCUGCGCUACGAGAUCAAGGACAUCCAUGUACCCCCGCGCGUGAAGGAGUCCAUGCAGAUGCAGGUGGAGGCAGAGCGACGGAAGCGGGCGACGGUGCUGGAGUCGGAGGGGACGCGGGAAUCGGCUAUCAACGUGGCUGAGGGGCAGAAGCAGGCCCAGAUCCUGGCAUCGGAAGCUGAGAAGGCCGAACAAAUCAACAAAGCUGCUGGAGAAGCCAACGCCAUGCUGGUCAAGGCCAGGGCCAAGGCGGAGGCCAUCCAGCUCCUGGCAGCUGCUCUGGCACAGCAGGGACCCGACCCCCCCCCUGCCCCCAUGCAGCGCAUCAAGGGCCUCACCACCGGCUCGCUGCCCACCUUCAUCGACGUGGGCAGCAACUUUGCCACCUACGCCAUCCAGGAGGACAACCUGCUGGCACAGAUGGUGCAGAAUGGAAGGAGAGUGGUCUUCAUGGGUGAUGACACUUGGGAAGGACUCUUCCCGAAGAAGUUUUUCCGCUCGUAUUUCUUCCCUUCUUUUAACGUGAAGGAUCUUCACACUGUGGACAAUGGGAUCCUGCAGCAUCUCUAUCCAACUGUGGACAGUGGUGAAUGGGACCUGCUGAUUGCUCACUUCCUCGGCGUGGACCACUGUGGGCACAAACAUGGACCUGACCAUCCCGAAAUGGCUAAGAAGCUCACCCAGAUGAAUGAGAUGCUCAGGUCCUUGGUGGAUCACCUGGGGAAUGACACCCUUCUUCUGGUGGCUGGGGACCAUGGCAUGACAGAGACCGGAGACCAUGGCGGCGACAGCGAGAAGGAAGUGAAUGCAGCACUGUUUGUGUACAGCAAAACACCCCUAUUUGGCACUGGCCCUCCAGAGGAGCCUGAGGCUGUUCCCCAGGUGAACCUGGUGCCCACUGUGGCCCUGCUGCUCGGUGUGCCCAUCCCCUACAGUAACAUCGGGGAGGUGAUGGCUGAGCUGUUCUCCGGGGACGGCGAUGCUGUGUCUGCAGCCUUGCAGCAGCUCUCGGUCUAUCACAUCAAUGCCAAGCAGGUGGACCGCUUCCUGCACUCCUACUCGCUGGUGGCUCAGGACCUGCCAGCAGAGCAGCUCCAGCACCUGCAGGAGCUUUUCUCCAGCGCCGUGGAGGAGCACACUCAGCUCUUGGCCCAGGUGCAGGGAGCGACGCUGGUGCCUCCGGAGCUGGAGUCCAGGCUGGGAAGCCUCAUCGGCCGCUUCCAGCUCUACCUGCGGGAGGCGCGGGCUGUGUGCACCCAGUCCUGGGCCCGCUUCCAUCCCCUGCGUAUGGUGGGGGGCUGCACCCUCAUCGCUACUUCCUGCCUGCUCUGCUACGUGGCCUCAGAGCUGGCCGCAGCAUCGGACUCUUUCUAUCGCAGCUGCCUCCUGUACCCACUGCUUUGGGGCUUGGUGGUGGCUGUUCUGCUUGGGCUGGCCCGUGCGUUCACGCAGGAGGGGCUGGAUCUCCUCCUGGUGUUGUCGUCGGCAGCCGCAGCUUCGCAGCUGGGUUUUUUCUGGCACUGGUGGGGCCGGCAUCCCAAGCGAGCCCGUUUGGCGGGCAGUCCACCACCCUUGGCCAGCAUUGGCCUGAGGCAGAGGCUGCGAGCAUGGCUGGGGCUGGCCUUCCCCAUGGGCAUCCUCCUCUUCCGCUGCGGAGCUAUGUUCUCCGAUAGCUUUGUGGUGGCCGAGGCCCGGGUGGCCCCGUUCCUGCUGGCCUCGCUGGUGAUGUUGCUAGUGGGGAAGCUCCACUGGGACGGUCGCCUGACUGUGCCAGAAGGCCCCAAGCAGCAGCUCCUUGGCUUUUCUUCUUACCGGAGGGAGAUCUGGUACCUGCUGUGCUUCGUGGCCAUGCUUCUGGUCUGCGUUCGCCUCUCCGGUUUCUUCCACCAGUGCCGCGAAGAAAUCCCUCAGUGCCGGCCCUCUCUUUUCCUCUCCCCCCUUGCCAGCCUGAGAAACACACGGGCCAAGAACCUCUUCUACCUCCUGUGCGUGGCCUUGCUGGCCGGGCUGGUCUAUGCAGUGCGGAGCUGGCUGCGACACUACGGCAACCUGAACAGCUCGGACCCCCUCGUGCUCUUUGUGCGCUGGGGUUUCCCGCUGGUGGUCCUCUGCAUUGCCUGCUACUGGGCCGUUGCCUCCAGCACUGACGACUCUCUCGGCAAGCUGCAGGAGCUGGUGCAGGUGGCGGUUGUUGCCUUUCCAUGGGCCGUCUACGGACUAGCAUCCGUGGGGCUGCUGCUCCUGCUGUGCAAUCCCAUGACGGUGCUCGCCAAGGACACGCGGGAGUCGGCAGGAUCCAUCGUCACUCCCUACCUGGGGGUUCCCAGCUCUGAAGUCGACUUCCUGCACGUCAUCCCUCAGAUCUACAAGAGGAUGCAGGAGUCUCAGAAGAGCCGCCUGGAGCGGGGAAGCUGCAAGGCCACCAUCGCAGCAUACGGGCUGGGCAGCGUGUACUCGGCAGCUCUGGUCAUAGCACUCACCCUGCUGGGCUUCCUCUUGAUGCUUCUGCACAGCGAGCGGCUGAGUCUCGCCUUUCUUCUCCUCUUCCUGGAGGCCUUCAUGCUGCUGCACAUCCACACGCGUGCCAGAGGCCUUGCUGGAGACGCUGAGCCUUUUUCAGUGCCCUGGUACGCAGUCAUCUCCUGGCUCCUUGCUGCUUCCCAGUUCUUCUAUUCCACGGGCCACCAGCCCAUCUUCCCGGCCAUCCACUGGAACGCAGCCUUUGUCGGCUUCCACCUUGACCACGGCACGAACCUUCUGCCUGCUGUUCUGGUGGGCGCCAACACCUUUGCCUCCCAUAUCCUCUUUGCAGUCGGCUGCCCUCUGCUCCUGCUUUGGCCCUUUGUGUGCGAGAUGCCCAGCUCGCAUAGGAAGAAGCCCAAGAAGGAGCCCCGGGAGGAGCUGCCGGAGGUGGAGGAGCACAUGAUGGAGAUGAGGCUGCGGGAGUCCCCGGAGAAGUUCUCCACUGCUCUGCUGCAGCUGGGGCUGAAGUACCUCUUUGUCCUUGGGACACAGCUUCUGGCCUGUGUUUGUGCAGCUAUGAUCCUCAGGAGGCACCUCAUGGUCUGGAAGGUCUUUGCCCCAAAGUUCCUCUUUGAGUCACUGGGCUUUGUGGUGAGCAGCAUCUGCCUCCUACUGGGGAUCUCCCUGGUGAUGCGUGUGGACUGUGCCGUCAGCACCUGGUUCAGCCAGCUUCAGCUCAGGUAA
Messenger RNA from Nipponia nippon (crested ibis), 3437 nucleotides. The record is from RefSeq and is a predicted model, not a curated record. Lineage: Eukaryota; Metazoa; Chordata; Aves; Pelecaniformes; Threskiornithidae.